Molecule: messenger RNA, 5112 nt
Organism: Fomitiporia mediterranea MF3/22
Lineage: Eukaryota; Fungi; Basidiomycota; Agaricomycetes; Hymenochaetales; Hymenochaetaceae
Product: P-loop containing nucleoside triphosphate hydrolase protein
Exons: 21
Coding region: 735-4772 (1345 amino acids)
Biological process (GO): transmembrane transport
Cellular component (GO): membrane
Molecular function (GO): ATP hydrolysis activity; ABC-type transporter activity; ATP binding
Source: RefSeq, a predicted model, not a curated record
GCACUCCGACAAUUGGCUCCGAUAGGAAGUAACAGAGUCAGUUAGGAGCAUUUCAGCAACCUUUUUCUCCUAUGUUUCUAUGCUUUCGCUGGUAGCGGGAAGAGAACUCACAGCUGAGAAAACAACUCCGGGCUGAGAAAAGAACUUAGGUCUGACUCGUGCCAAGCUUCCAGCGCAACCGCAGUGACUCUGCCUCAGCGGGUCGUGCGUUUAAACGAGACCCGAGUCACUCUACGGGAGCGGGGGUGGAGUCAUUCAUGAUUCAAUGGUGAUACGGAAGCGGUGCUGUGCCGAGAAAUCAGAAAUUGGCCGACCAGAUGUAGCAAAUUUGUAACUCCGAUAGUUGCUUAGUCUAGGACAUGAAGCAUACAUUCGCUUGUAAGCAGGGUUGAGCAAAGAACUGGCUCUACUCCUGCAGAAGUUUCCUUGGAGAGGAGUGGGAAACUCCGCCAGUCAAGGGGGAAGUUGCGCUGAACAGAAGGGCGGCGAGAAACAGAGAAUCGUGUGGGGUUGCUGCCGAGAGAAACGUGUAAAAUAACUGGGUCCUUACACAACGGCGGUUUUGGUCCGUUUGUCCUUGCUUUUUUUAUAUAUCUCCCAGAUUGUCCAGCACUGUCUGUAGUGUCCUCAACCUCUCAUUCGUGCUAGAAGCUUGCUUGCUGCCUUUCCUGUCCCUUCCCUUCGGCUGAUCUUCUUUAGCUUGUUGUCUCCUGUCACUCGACCUUAAAACAGUCAUGGCAUCGUCCCAACCAGAUACAGCGGUCGCGGCCGCGUCGGAAGCGCCUAGUAUACUGAACAACGAGAAGUCCGACCUCACACCCGAUGUUUUGACGGACGGGCAGACUACAGCAUCCGCAAGGCGCAGCUGGUUCUCAGGACGAAAGCAGGACGAGAAUUCUAAGCGACGCAAGAAGCAGGUGGACGUAGAGGAUGGUGACAGUUCUGAGAAGACAGCGGUGGACAGUGCCACAAAGCAGGUCGACUUCACGGGAUUAUUCAGGUUCUCGACGAGGUUCGAACUUCUCCUGGACUUCGUUGGUAUCAUAUGUUCUGCCACUGCUGGAGCUGCGCAGCCCGUAAUGGGUAUAAUCUUUGGUAAUCUUACACAAAGCUUCGUCGACUUCGGUUCGGCAGUCCAGGGCUUACAAGAUGGAACGGCCAGUCCUGACGAGGUCGAACAGGCAGCGUCAAAUUUACGGCACGAAGCUUCGCUCGAUGCCUCGUAUCUCGUUUAUAUCGGCCUUGGAACAUUGGUCUGCACUUUCAUUCAUAUGUACACAUGGGUCUACACUGGAGAGGCCGCCUCCAAGCGUAUUCGCGAGAAGUAUCUGAGCGCAGUAUUGCGCCAGGACAUUGCUUUCUUCGAUAACGUAGGAGCAGGAGAAAUCUCUACUCGCAUUCAGACAGACACUCACCUAAUUCAGCAAGGCAUUUCAGAGAAAGUUGCGCUCGCUGUCCACUUCUUAGCCGUGUUUAUUGCUGGCUUCAUCAUCGCAUAUGUCCGAUCAUGGCAACUCGCUCUUGCGCUAACAUCGAUUUUGCCGUUCAUCAGUAUUACCGGUGCUAUCAUGAACAAAUUUGUUUCCAAGUUCAUGCAGACCUCCCUCAAGCACGUCGCAGAAGGAGGCUCCGUAGCGGAGGAGGCCAUUUCGACGAUCCGGACUGCGCACGCCUUCGGUACCCAGCAUAUUCUCUCGGCAUUGUACGAUAUGCACAUUGAACAAGCUCAUGUUGUGGACCUGAAGUCAGCGGUCGUUAGCGGAUGUGGACUCUCAGUAUUCUUCUUUGUUAUUUACUCGUCGUAUGCGCUUGCAUUCUCAUUCGGCACAACGUUGAUUAUCCACGGACAUGCUACUGUCGGCGAAAUCGUGAACGUCAUCACCGCAAUACUGGUUGGCUCGGGCUCGUUGGCCAUGUUAGCCCCUGAAAUUCAAGCUGUUUCGCAAGCUCGAGGAGCUGCAGCUAAGCUAUGGGCGACCAUUGACCGUGUGCCCUCUAUUGACAUCGAGAAUGAAGGCGGACUGAAACCAGAGAUUGUUAUAGGAAAAAUUGACUUCCAGAACGUCGACUUCAAUUACCCUUCACGUCCAACCGUGCAGAUUGUCAAGAACCUUAAUAUGUCAUUUGCUUCUGGCAAGACGACGGCGCUUGUUGGUGCAUCCGGCUCCGGGAAGUCCACCAUCGUUCAUCUUGUCGAGCGCUUUUACGACCCACUGAACGGCUCUGUUCGCCUUGACGGUGUUGAUCUACGUGAUCUCAAUCUCAAGUGGCUACGUUCACAGAUUGGACUCGUUUCACAAGAGCCUGUACUCUUCGCUACGACGAUAAAGGAUAACGUUGCUCAUGGGCUGAUCGGCACAAAAUGGGAGCACGCUUCCGAAGAGGAGAAAUUCAAGCUGAUCAAAGAAGCGUGCAUAAAGGCUAAUGCUGACGGAUUUGUUUCCAAGCUACCGCUUGGUUAUGAAACUAUGGUCGGUGAACGUGGGUUCUUGCUAAGCGGCGGUCAAAAGCAGCGUAUUGCCAUCGCUCGUGCAAUCAUCUCGGAUCCACGAAUUCUUCUCUUGGAUGAAGCAACAUCUGCCCUGGAUACUGAAAGCGAGGGCAUUGUGCAGGAUGCGCUCGACAAGGCAGCUGCUGGUCGUACGACAAUCACAAUUGCGCACCGCCUGUCCACGAUCAAGAACGCAGAUCAGAUCUUUGUUAUGGAUCAGGGAGUUGUCCUUGAGCGUGGUACACACGACGAGCUGCUUGCGAACCCGGAUGGACAUUAUGCACGUCUCGUUCAAGCUCAGAGGUUACGUGAGGCGGAGCAACGAGCAGGAGACGAAGAGUCCGCCGUUACUGUAUUAGAAGGUGGUGCAAAUGACAAAGAAUCACGUCGUGACUACGCGGCGGAAGCGCAGGAGGAAAUUCCACUCGGACGCAAGGCAUCUGGCCGUUCUCUGGCGAGUGAAUUGGCUGAAAAGGGACAGAAGGAGAAGACGACAGAAGAAAAGGACCUCGACCUGCUCUAUAUCUUCAAGCGUUUUGGUGCAAUCCAGUCUAAUGUUUGGAAGAGCUACGCGAUUGGCGGUGUCUUUGCUAUACUAACUGGUCUUGCGUAUCCUGCCUAUGGCAUCGUUUACGCACUUGCCAUUACCACAUUCCAGAAUACGGAUGAUCAUCAUGCCCUUCGACACAACGGCGAUCGCAAUGCAUUGUGGUUCUUCCUUAUUGCGAUCUUAUCAACGAUAUUCAUCGGAUUCCAGAAUUACGGAUUUGGAGCAGCGGCAGCGAACUUGACAAACAGGUUAAAAAUGAUGCUUUUCAAAGCAAUGCUUCGGCAAGAUAUUGCAUUCUUUGACGAGGACAAGCACAACACUGGAGCUCUGACAACCAGCCUCAGUGGUAACCCACAGAAGGUCAAUGGGCUCGCAGGACUCACUCUUGGAACUAUUGUCCAGAGUUUGGCGACUGUCGUCGCAGGUUUCAUCAUAGGUCUUAUAUACCAGUGGAAGCUUGCUCUUGUUGGCAUUGCUUGCACUCCAAUUCUGAUCUCAGGUGGAUAUAUCCGCCUCCAAGUUGUCGUCCUGAAGGAUCAACAGAACAAGAAAGCACACGAGCAAUCCGCUCAAGUCGCUUGUGAGGCUGCUGGGGCGAUUCGUACAGUCGCAUCACUGACUCGUGAAAAGAACUGUCUCGAAAUCUAUAGCAAGUCUCUUGAGGAGCCGCUUCGCCGUUCCAAACGCACCGCGAUAUGGUCCAACCUCAUUUACGCGGCGGCACAAGGCUCCGCCUUCUUCAUCAUUGCACUUGUAUUCUGGUAUGGCGCACAGGGAGUGAGCAAACUUGAAUACAGCACGAACGCCUUCUUUGUUUGUUUAUUUGCCAUCACAUUCGGUUCAAUGCAAGCAGGGGGUGUGUUCGCGUUCGUCCCGGACAUUUCGUCGGCAAAGGGCGCAGGCUCCAACAUCAUUCGUAUGAUGGAUUCCAUGCCAGAGAUCGAUGCUGAGUCCAAGGAGGGUGCUGUAUUGAAAGAGGCACAAGGGCACAUUCGUUUUGAAAACGUGCACUUCCGUUAUCCAACACGUCCUGGUGUACGAGUACUUCGGGAUUUGAACUUGGACAUUAAACCUGGCACGUAUGUGGCACUUGUCGGAGCUUCGGGUUGUGGUAAGAGUACCACUAUCCAGCUUGUCGAGCGCUUCUAUGAUCCAUUGUCAGGUAAAGUCUACCUCGACGGACAAGACAUCUCAAAGCUCAAUGUCGAGGAAUACAGGAAGCAUCUCGCCCUUGUUUCUCAAGAACCUACUCUUUAUGCGGGAACGGUCCGUUUCAAUGUUUUGCUUGGAGCGACAAAGCCACACGAAGAAGUUACUCAAGAAGAGAUUGAAGCCGCUUGCCAUGAUGCCAACAUUCUCGACUUCAUUAGUUCAUUACCUCAGGGUUUCGACACGAAUGUCGGAGGCAAAGGCUCUCAGCUCUCUGGCGGUCAGAAACAACGUAUCGCCAUCGCACGAGCUCUUCUACGCAACCCUAAAGUGCUAUUGCUGGAUGAGGCGACGUCUGCAUUAGACUCGAAUUCUGAGAAGGUUGUGCAGGAGGCGCUUGACAAGGCCGCUAAGGGUCGAACGACUAUAGCUAUUGCACACCGGCUGUCUACCAUCCAAAAUGCAGACUGCAUCUACUUCAUCAAAGACGGGCGUGUCAGUGAAGCUGGAACGCACGAGGAAUUGAUCGCCCGAAAGGGUGAUUACUACGAAUACGUCCAGCUACAAGGCCUAUCAAAGUAGUUCUCUGAUUCUCUUGCUUUCCGUGUUUUACGAGAUACUCUCACGUCAGGUUUCUGUCGGACACUUUUCAUGGAUUUCAUACCCUCCGUCUGCUAACAUCUCGAUGACCUGGAAAAUUCUAUAGAAAAAGAUUGACGAGAAUUACACUGCUUUGAUUUUCCCCUUGUUUGUCUCAUCCCCCUCCCGGACGUUUCACCCCGGUAUCCCUCAUCUUUCUCCAACCCUUUUGAUUUAUUCCGUGACGUUUUUCUCAUGUGCGAUGUAGAUGCAUUCAUGACGGAUAUUAUCUGCAGGUUCAGGAACAUGGAUAGAUUAGCAAUUAUAGAGGACUAAUGUAGUG